CGGUAAUGUAUAGUCAAGUGCAUAUCACGCCCCUAGUGCAGACGCGUAACCACCUCGGAAAGCCGCGCAUGCGGUCCUCGCUGACCUGCCCACGCUCGGAUGGGUUUCUCUAACUGACAUCUGUAGGGGCACCUGGCGCGCAGCGAGGCACAGGACGUUGCACGAUGGGCACGGCGCAAUCGGCUGCAGCACCGGCCUGUCUGCUGCCCUGGGGCCGACGGCGGAACGCGGGCACCAGGCCUGGCAGCCCCCGCAGCGCCGCCGUCAACCCCGCGUCAUCAGCACAUACGCCCCUCGGCGGCUGCAGCAGCAGCAAGGCUCCGCAGCUGCAAACCCAAAAACAAACCCAGCCCAUACCGAGAGGCACGCGCCAGCUAUUGUUGACAUGUGGAGACCGCACGGCAGCGGCAGUCGUGCCGUGCGGCCGCCGUGCCUUUGCCAACGACCCGCGGCCCCAGCAGCGGGAGCUAGCGAGGCAGCUGGGCCUGAACGGCAGUAGCACUGGCAACGGCAGUAGCACUGGCAACGGCAGUAGCACUGGCAACGGCAGUAGCACCGGCAAUGGCAGCGGCGGCAUGCUUUCGCUCCUCGGCACAGUGGGAGCAGGCAGCGUGGAGGGGAAUGGGAUUGGGAAGGGGACGGUGAACGGGAAGGGGAGGGAGGGCGGGAAAGACACGGGCACGAACACACAGGAGGGCGAUGCUGUGGUCACGGGGGUGCUGGCAGAGCCCUACGGCCCCCUGGUCCCCUUCUACCUGCUGCCCUCCCUGGACGGCUGGGGAGGCCGCACGUACCGUGCCGUGGCCGGCCCCCCGCCCCCCUGGCACCUGCACAGCCAGGGCCCCGACCCCGCCUUCGCCGCGGUUGUAGCGACCCCGGCUCCGGCUACUGCUGUGGCUGCUGCCACUGAGCUUGUAGCCGGCGCCGCAGCUACGCGUGCUGCUACAGCCGCCACGGACCUCUCCAGGUGGAAUCAGCAGCAGCAGCCGCAGCAGCAGCAGCUGCAGCAGGGGCGGCAGCGGCAGGGGCAGCAGCAGCAGCAGGGGCAGCCGGGGCGGUGCGGCUCAGUGGUUGGGAAGCUGCUCUCCCGCCUGGCCGGGCCCUCAUCAGGCAGUAGCACCAGCACUAGCGGCAGUAGCGGCACCGGCAGUAGCAAAGGCGGCGCCAGCCCCGCGCCCAAGCCGGCCCUGACACCCCUGCCCAUGACACCCGCUCCGCAUUUAGAGCCGGUGGCGUGGGAGGCGCUGGCGGCGGUGCGGCGGCGGCUGACGGAGCGUCGCAGCGGGCAGCAGCCGCAGCCGCAGACGCAGACGCAGACCAAGGGUGGUGAGGGCGGCGUGGGCGAUGGCAGCGGCAGUGCUGCCGGCUCCACUGGCGCUGGCGCUGCUACUGCUGCCGCUACUGCCGACGACACCGCCACCGUGGCGGCUGUAGCGCUGCUGACGCAGGUGCGGCGGCACGGCUACGCGCUGGUGUCCUUUCCCGCGGUCGCCCUGCCGCUGGAGGUGCACGUGGCGGCACUGCCGCGCGACACCGCCGGCACGGCCCCGCCGGCUGGUGCAGCAGUCGCAAACAUCGGAACCGCCGCAACCACCGGAACCGCCGUAAACAACGCAGCCACGGGGACUUCAACAGCUGGAGCGGACGCAGCAACUGCAGCAGGCAGCCCAUCAUCGACGACAGCAGCAGCGGCGGCGGCGCCAGCAGUACCGACAAAUGCCACAGUGCGUGCGGAGGUAAACACAGAGCAGGUGGUGGCGGCGGUGACGCGGCAGGCCCUGGCCUUCUUCGGAGGAGAUGGAGACGGAGACGGCGGCGGCGGCGGCGGCGGCGGCGGGGCUGCAUGUGGAGCGGGGACGCCGGCGGCGCUGCGGCGGCGCUGCUACAGCCGCCAGGGCGGCGACGGGCACAAGUUCGUUGGCUACAGCCGCCAGGGUGCCCGCCAGUGGUUCCAGCUGCGGCGGUACGGCGGGCGUGUGCCGUACCCGGCGUACGACAGCUGGCGGGCGGAGGGAGCAGCAGCAGCUGGGGGGCGGCGGGGGGCGGGGGGUGCCGCUGCAGCUGCUGGAGCGGUGGCAGCGGCUGCGGCUGUGGAGGGAGCUGCGGCUGGGACGGGCGGCAGGGGACAGCAGGCUGUGGCGCCGCGUCGGCAGGAGGAGCAGGCCACAGCAGGAGGAGCAACGACGACAUACGCAUGCCCGGCGGCUGGCGGCGGUGGCGGAGGCGGCGGUGAUGGCGGUAGCGGUGGCGGCGGUGGCGGUGGCGGCGGUAGCGGUGGCGGCGGUAGCGGUGGCGGCGGUAGCGGCGUUGCCGACGUGGCCACUUGCAGCGGCAACGGCACAACCACCAACGACGCGCCGACAUCUUGUACCGCGGCGAUGCCCGCCGGUUUUGAGCCGCCGCCUGGCGCCAGCACAGCCGCGUUCGAAGAGUCAUUCGUACAGCUUUUUGAGAUAUGCCGUACCGCGGCGGUCAUGUGCUUGGCGGGGCUGGCGGCGGGCCUGGCGGCGGAGGCGGCGAUAGGAGGCGGCGGCGGCGGCAGCGGCGGCGGUGGCGGACCAGGGCAGCACCAGCCUGCGCCGGCGGAGGCGGAGGCAGCUGCUGUCGCCUUCUUCGAGUGGAUCGAGACGGAGCUGUUGGAUCCACCCAACCACCUGCCGUGGCGGCCAGUGGCGGCGCAGCGCCUGAUGACACCUGGCGCUGCGACACCGGCGGCGGCCGGGGCGCCAGAGCAGGCGGCGGUGGCGGAUGCUGGCGGCAUCGCUUCCACUGCAAUUGAAGCGCUGCAGGCGGCCCAAGGGGGCAGCCAGGACGGCCAUCCAGAGCAGGCGGCUGAAGCGGACCCGGCUCCCCAGUCCGCUGAUCCUCGCGCCGAGGCACCUGGCCGGCCUGGCUCGACCUCCGACGCACACAGCUUGGAGGUGUUUGGCAGUGACGUGCUGCGUGUGUACCAGUACUGGCGGCCGGCGGGCGCGGCUCUGCCUGGUCUGGUGGACCCGGCCACGGGGCUGCACGCAGACAUGGGGCUGGUCACGGUGGCGCCGCUGGCCUCGCUGCCUGGCCUGGUGGCGCUGCGGCGCAGUGACGGCGGCGCCUUUGUGGACGUGGAGGGGGGGCUGCUGGCGGCGGCGGCGGCUGAGGCCGAGGCAGGGCCAGACGCGGCGGGCCGGCGGCUUUUUGUGGUGUUCCCAGGCGAGGCGCUGGCGGUGGUGGCUCGCGGACGCCUGGCUGCCAACGUGCACUUUGUGGAUGAGCGAUACAUGGGCGUGCCCCGUAUCAGCAUGCCCUUCUUCUGCCGCCCCCGCCCCGCCGCCGUCAUUGCGCCGCCGCCCGCCGCCGUGGCAGCCGCCAUGGAGGUCCUUGGUCUCACCCAGCCGCCUUCACCGCCGCUACAGCCUUCGCCGCUACAGCCGUCGCCGCCGCUACAGCCGUCACUGCCGCUACAGCCGUCACCGCUACUGCCGACAGUGGCGGCGGCGGCGGCAGCUGAGGGGCCGGUGGUGCAGCCAGCCAGCAUCCGGGCGUCGGGCCGUGGCGGCGGCGGCGGCGGCGCAGGCGGCCAUAGUGACGGCGGCGGCAGCAGCGGUCCUGGAGCUGGAAAGGACAAUGCGAGCCAUGUGCCUCACAGCUUUUCCAGCCACCUGCGAAACCCCUGCCCCGCAGCGGCUGCGGCCACUGGUGGCGGGGAUGGCGGGGACGGCUGUAGCAGGGGUGGCGGGGGCGGGGUCGCGGCGGCCGGAUGGCACGGGCACGGGGAGCCGCUGACGCAGGCACGGUUCGUGGAGGAGGUAUUAUUCGUACGGCGGCCGUGGGGCCGGGCGCGGAAGGACAUGCAGGGCACAUUUGAUUACUAAGGGUUGUCUGUUGGUGGGAAUCUACGGACUUGGCCUGCCAUUCAUGUUCUUGCCAUUGUACGGUUGGCGUUACACCUGGCGGGUUGAUGCACACUGAAUGCAUCUCGCUUUCUUGUUCUGUCUAUGUGAAUGACGCUUAACUUAGAGAAAUGAGGGGUACAUAUAUAGUAUCUCCUCUCGCUUCGCCACAAAUUGCAUCGGGGCCUUAUGCGUGUCAGGCGGGAUGGAAGGCAGAAGUUGAAAUGUCUGGUCUGUGC
Messenger RNA from Chlamydomonas reinhardtii, 4111 nucleotides. RefSeq lists its product as uncharacterized. The transcript has 5 exons. The coding region runs from base 576 to 3854 and encodes 1092 amino acids. The record is from RefSeq and is a predicted model, not a curated record. Lineage: Eukaryota; Viridiplantae; Chlorophyta; Chlorophyceae; Chlamydomonadales; Chlamydomonadaceae.